Aspergillus steynii IBT 23096 is the source of this 539-nucleotide messenger RNA. RefSeq lists its product as uncharacterized. The coding region runs from base 128 to 445 and encodes 105 amino acids. NCBI's taxonomy places the organism in Eukaryota, Fungi, Ascomycota, Eurotiomycetes, Eurotiales, Aspergillaceae. The transcript has a single exon. The record is from RefSeq and is a predicted model, not a curated record.
GUCGAGGGCUUGGAGUUCCAACUCAUAAGAAAUCAGCAUGACGUGUGAAGAUGCAUACAAUGGACAGUCACCGAGAGGAAUGAUACUGUGGCAGAUGUCUUGAGGGAGAUCUGUCGCAUCCUUUGCUAUGACUCCACACGCCUCUGGUGGCAGAACAGAGCAUCAGAGGUUGGUGCAGUUCUGUUUACUUUUGUACGGUGCGGUGAUAUCAUCCGAGAGGCGAGGCGACCGCCAGACCUGUUGCUCCCCAACGCAUUGUCGCAAACAUUGCGGCUCGCUACCUUGUGUGGAGAAAGCUACGACGAAAUGCAUUGACAGUGCAUGGUGCAUCUCCCUUCCACAAUCAGAUUGGCAUAAAAAUGGGCAGAAGACAGCAGCUGACCAACGGGUCUGUAGGUAUGAUAUAACCGAGCUCACUUCAAACGGUUCAUUUCUCCACCACUGACUUAAUUCAGCGUUUGCCCUUGCGAAGAUCCACCGAAAACCUCUGCUACCGCGCUGAUGUCUGUGAUCAGACCACGGGAAUCUAGAACGAGAAG